CUUCAUAACAGUGUGAGAGGGCGAUCACAGAGAAAGAGAGACGGGGACUGACAGAGAGUCAGAGCACAGGAGGGGCAGGCGGCGAAGGAGGAGGAGGAGUGGGAAAGGUCAAUCGCCAUGGCGACAGACCCAGGAGAGCCCACUGCCACCGAGGAGUCCCCUGGAGAGAAACCUGAUGGAGAAAGGGAGGAGGAGAGUGACCAGGGGAACAAGGCCAUCUGCAAGAGAGAGGGAAUGCACAGCACUCCUUCUGAUUUUGCUUCCUCACAGACUCAGGAAAGGAGGGCAUGGGGAGCAUGUGGAGGUGGAGGAGGAGUGGAGGACAGUAAAGAAACUGAAGUGCCCAUUAGACCUCUGACCUUUUUCAUGCCCUCCUUCCCGGCAAACCACGAGCCUUGCCGGAGACGCGAGAACAAGCGCUUCUUUAGAAAGAGUGUGGAGAUAUGCGAAGAAGAUGACGAGGUGGAAGAAACCCCCGAUACUCCUCACAGUGCCCCUCACCUCAAGUUUUGUUCCUCGGACUCUGUUUUCAACAGCGGAGCCCAGCAGCUACCCCCCAGCACCUCGACCGCCUUGGGUGAAGAUGGCACUCAUAGUACCCAGGACCCUGAUAAGAGCGCACUUUCAGCUUCCACUCUAAAGGGGAAGGAGAGAGAUCGGGAGCAAGAGGAGGAGGCCGAGAUGAAGGCUGUUGCCACUUCACCUAGUGGACGAUUUCUCAAGUUUGACAUAGAGCUUGGAAGAGGAGCAUUCAAAACAGUUUACAAAGGUCUGGAUACAGAAACCUGGGUGGAAGUCGCCUGGUGUGAACUACAGGAUCGAAAGCUAACCAAGGCAGAGCAGCAGCGGUUUAAAGAGGAGGCUGAGAUGCUAAAGGGUCUACAGCACCCCAACAUUGUGCGUUUCUACGAUUCCUGGGAGUCUGUUCUUAGAGGAAAGAAGUGCAUUGUCCUAGUGACAGAGCUCAUGACCUCUGGAACACUCAAAACGUACCUUAAGCGAUUUAAAGUGAUGAAGCCCAAGGUUCUACGGAGCUGGUGCAGGCAAAUCCUUAAGGGUCUACAGUUCCUACACACCCGUACGCCACCAAUUAUGCAUCGUGAUCUCAAGUGUGACAAUAUCUUCAUCACGGGCCCCACCGGCUCAGUAAAGAUUGGUGACUUGGGUCUUGCCACCCUCAUGCGGACAUCUUUUGCCAAGAGUGUCAUAGGGACUCCAGAGUUCAUGGCCCCAGAGAUGUAUGAGGAGCACUAUGAUGAAUCGGUGGAUGUUUAUGCCUUUGGCAUGUGCAUGCUGGAGAUGGCUACCUCAGAGUACCCAUAUUCAGAAUGCCAAAAUGCUGCACAGAUCUACCGCAAAGUCACAAGUGGUAUCAAACCUGCCAGUUUUGAGAAAGUACAUGACCCAGAGGUAAAAGAGAUCAUUGAGGGCUGUAUUCGCCAAAACCGAUUAGAACGGCUCUCCGUAAAAGACCUUCUUAAUCAUGCCUUCUUUGCGGAGGACACUGGUGUGCGUGUGGAGCUUGCAGAGGAAGAUACAGGCUGCAAAGACUGCCUCGCCCUGCGCAUCUGGGUUGAGGAGCCAAAGAAGCUAAAAGGCAAACACAAAGACAAUGAAGCCAUAGAGUUCAGCUACGAUCUGGAGAAUGAUAGUGCAGAGGAGGUUGCAUUGGAGAUGGUGAAGUCUGGCUUUUUCCAUGAAAGUGAUGCUAAGGUGGUGGGGAAAUCUAUCAGAGACAGGGUGACUCUAAUUAAGAAGUCCAGAGAAAGGCGGCAACAGCAGGUCCUCCAACAGCAGCAAAGUCUGGAUGAGCGUCGUGACUCAACAGUCCUCAACUCCUCCUUUGCCUCUGUUCAUCCCUCCUGCCCCUCCUCACUGGGUCCAGUUGCUGCUUUAGGUGAUGGGGUUCAUGGGGAGACAGAAGAGCUGCCAGAAGUGGACCAACAUGUGCAACAGCAAGGCACUGCAUUGGGCCACAAAGAUGUUACACCUUCUCAAAUCUUACACCCUCGGCCUGAUGAUUCCACCACUCCCCAGAGUUCUCUUGUGCAGUCACAGUCAUACAUCCCCCCGAUAUCACUUCAGGCACCCAUGGCCCAUGUCCUCACUGCCAAUGUUGGAGAGCCCAUGGCAUUAGCUGGCAACAUUAUGCCACCCAUGCAGACCCAACCUAGUAUUGCUCCUGUACAAACCACUGAUGUUUUACAACAGCAGGUGUACAUACAACAGCCCCAACAACAAGCUGCAAUACAGCAGCAAGUGUCAGUACAACAACCCCCAGUGGAACAAUAUCAACAACACCAGACACAACAACAACAGACACAGCAAGUUUAUUUGCCACAAAUGGCUAAAACACAAGAGCAGAACAUGGUAAAGACAAUGGUACAACAGCCACAAGUGCUUCAAACAGUCCAGCAACCAUUACAAUUGGCAGAGCAACAACAAAUACUUCUGAUAAGUCAACAAAUGGAGCAGCAACAGAAAGCUGUUUUUCAAAAUCAGUUGGAGCAACAACGUCAACAGCAGGUUUAUAUUCAACCACCUCAGCAUCAGCCACAAGUUGAGCAACAACAAAUUCUUCUGCAGCAACAGCAAAACAUGGCAGUGCAGCAGCACAUGGAGCAACAGCAGCAUGCGGUAAAACAACAGCAACAAAUAGAGCAGCAACAACAGACAAUUUUACAACAACAGGUGGAGCAACAAAGACAACAGCAACAGGUUCUUUUUCAGCAACAGCAGCUGGAACAGCAGCAGGUAAUAUUGCAGCAGCAACAACGUGAACAACAACAGGCUCUUUUACAGCAGCAACAGUUAGAACAGCAAGCCUUGCUACAACAGCAGCAACAACUACAGUUAAAACAGCAACAAGCUCUUUUACAUCAGCAACAGUUAGAGCAGCAACAGCAGGCAUUGUUUAAACGGCAUCAACAACAGCAGUUAGAGCAACAGCAAUCUCUUUUACAGCAACAGCAGCAAGCACUCCUUCAACAGCUGCAACAGCAGCAACACACUGAACAGCAACAAGCUUUAUUACGACAGCAACAGCCUCAGCAGGCUGUACAGCAACAGCCUCAGCAGGCUGUACAGCAACAGCCUCAAUUACAGAAGCCUACAGAAGAACUACAGCAGCAAAUAUUUCAACAACAGCCUGAUCAUCAACAACAGGCAUUAUUACAACAGAGAGAGUCGCAUUUGCAGCAACAAGUUCUAAUGCAACAUAUAGAGUUACAACAACAGGCACUAAAUGCUGAGAAACUACAACAAGUUUUAUUGCAGCAGCAGCAACAACCACCACUUUUGGAGCAACAAACAGCUCUUACAGAUCCUGGGCAACUGCACACAACUAUGAAAACACAGCCUACAGAGGCUGUCCGGCAAAUCAAUCAGCUACCACACUCUCAGCAAAUAAUUUCCCCACAACCUCAAUCUCAUUCAAGGCUUGCUCAACAACAAACAGAGCAGGAACAGGUCUUGAUUCAGCAUCAACAAGCUAUCCUCCCCCAGCCAUCACAUAGACCUUCCCUGGUGCCAACCAUGGUUCAAGCAGUACAACAGAUGUUUACCACUCAAAUAACUAGUCAUGUUCCAGCCCCAAUACACAUUCAGCAACAGAUGUCAGCUCAACCUUCAGCGGAAGUGCAAAUCCAAGGGGAGCCAGCAUUUUGUGGUCCGAUUUCACUGCAGACCCAAAGUCUUUCUACAGCACAGUCAAUGGGAGGGAAUAUUCAAGCAAGCCAGUUGCAAGUUUCACAACCAACCAAACAAAUCACAUCUCCAACACAGCCACCAGUUCCAACACCACAACCUAUAAACUCUUGUGUCCCAACUCAGAUGCAAAUUGUCUCACAAGGGCAUUGCCUUCCUUCACAAUCUCAAAUGGUACCAACUCAAGCUGCAGAUUCUCUCCUCUGUCAGGCUCCAAUAGUGGCACCAACACCUGGCCCUCUAGUGCAUGCCCAAAUACAGGCUGCUGCUACACUUUUGCCCACACAAUAUGCUCAAGCACCUGUCGCUCAGCAAACCAUCCAGUCAGUUCAACUAGAUCUCGCACAUACUGUAAAACAACAAGAGCCUCCUCUGCAGCAAUAUCAGCAAGCAGUACUGUCUCCAGCACCACUAACACCUACCAUUGACCCAAUGGCUUCUUCAUCAACACAGUGCUACAUGCAACAUACAAACCAACCACAAAUGCAGGGCCAGGCUCCACCACAGCCAGUCAUACCAGCUCAGCAACAACCAGUCAGUGUGGUCUCUAUGCAGACAGUCUUACAGCCCAUGCCUAAGGCUACCCAACAGUAUGAGCAGCAGCAGCAGCAACAACAACCUCUUCACCAUCAGCAUCAAGCCCAAACUUUGCAACAUCAACAACCCCUCCAUCUUCAACAUCAAGCCCAAACUGUGCAGCAGCUUCUGCCACCAAAUGCUGUACUACCCCAAGAUCUUCAGCAACAGUCCGGUCAGCCUCAACCUGUGCUCCAACAUAUUCUUCCUACGCACAAUCCACCCAGUCAGGUACCUCAGACCCAAGCAAGGACGGGACCUCUUUAUAGUCAGGUAGUCUCGGGUCCACCACCCUCCCCCCAAAACAGGCAGAAACCAACCCUUCUUGAUCAAACGUUCACACAAAUUUGCAUGCAAACACAAGCAAAUGCAAACACCCAGGCACAUGUUCAAACACAUCCCCUGCCACACAUGCAGACCCACGUAGAGACUAUUGGGAAUUUCGAGCAGCCUCCUUACUCCCAAACUGCCUUUAUGGGUCCAAAAAUCCAUCCAAGUCCAUCUCAUUCUUCACUACAACCCUCUGCCAUUCUCCCAACCCAACAGCCAGCUCUCCCAGUUUCAGAUGUUCCUAUCUCAAUGGAGGCAAGGCCAGCUGACAUGAUUCCUGCCUCCCCUCCUCCUGUCAAUCCUUCACAGUUCCAUGACUUUCAUGGCUCUGUUUUGCCCUCCGCCUCGCUGGCAGACAGUGAUGCUGCAUUGUUGGGCAUUGCUCAGGAGAGCCUAAAUCAAUCUGCCAACAGGAGCUCUUUAUUAUGUUCUGUUCCUGCCAACGGAGAUGAGUCUCAGUUGCUGUGGGCUAGUGGAAAAUCAGAAAAGGUGAAAUCUCAGAGGAGAACUUCAUGUCAGAAGACUGAAAAAACUCAUUUUCAACUGAGCAUGUUGCAGGUCUCUUGCACUGGGGACAACAUGGUAGAGUGUCAGCUGGAGACUCACAGCAACAAGAUGGUCACGUUCAAGUUUGACAUUGAGGGAGAUGCACCAGAGGACAUUGCGGAUUACAUGGUGGAGGAGGAUUUUGUCCUUGAGUCUGAAAAAGAGAAAUUUGUUGAGGAGCUGAGGGCUAUAGUGAAGAAAGCUCAAGUAAUUCUAAGCACUCAGUCACAGACUGGGUCCAUGGAGCAGCUACAUUUAAGCAACCCAUCCAGUGCAACAAUGGAUUCAGCCACUCAGUCUUCCCCAGUGGGUCGCUGGCGAUUUUUCAUCAAUCAGACAAUUCGCCAUCGUGACUCUCAUUCCAACCAGGGAGCUUCCACUCCCCCUCCAGUGGGAGAGGGCAGAGUUCCCAAGUCCACAGAAGCAGAGAAAGACCAUGAAAGCCCUCACCGCUCGGAGUCUUUUGCUGGGAUUGCAUCAUCCUUAAGUUCUUCAGUGUCUGCUGCUUCUCCUCCUGUCUCUACUGUAUCUGCCCCUGCAUCCAUGUCAUCCUCGGCCAUUGGUGCUCAGAAAGACAUCACACCUGCUGCCUUACCAACAGUAAAGCAAGUCUCCUCUGCUACCAUGACCACAGGCCCAAUCCUUGUCAUGGCCUCUAGCCCUUCUGCUCCUCUUUUCCCUGCAAAUGUGGCCUUCGUGGGCUCCAACAUGGAUUCAGGCGAUACUGUUGUAAAAGUGCUGAGCAUAUCUGAGAGUGAACAGCCUCUUUCUACAUUGUCAUCUUAUGGGACCCCUCCAGCAUCACUGGUGAGCCACACUGAUCCUUCACAGCAGUUGAUAGCUCAAACCAAAAUAGCAACCUUACAGAAGCCUGAGAUACUUCAACAAACCAUGGCACCCUUCCAACUCAAAGACACCCAGAUGCUACAGUCAACAAUAGGCACCACAGAACAGAUGCAGGCUCAACAGCAGAUUACACCUCCGCUGCAGCAGCAGGUGCUGCAGGCUGGACAUCAGGUCGCUCCACUGCAACCACAACUCCAAACAACGCCAACCAAAUCGAAAACACUACCACAGACAAUGCCAAUGGAGACAGUGCCCCAGCCUUUUCAGACAAGUCUUCCAGCAGUCCAGCAGCUACAGUUGCACCAUGUUUUGCCAUCUGUGCUGCCGCAGGUUCCACAACAACAAGUACCUGUUGAAUCUCAAGAACCACCAAUGCCGCAGACCACAUUCUUGCAGCAACACGGCCUCCAGCAAACAACCAGUCCUGAACAGCACACAAUAAUACCACAACAGACAGUUCCUAUAGACCAGUAUGUGUCUCAAGAAACAGUGCAGGCCCCAACAAUGCUGUCCAUGCAGCCACAGCAUGGCUUCCAGACACAAGAUCCCCUACAGCUUCGAGCACAGUUUCAGCCUGUGAUCCCACAGCAGCUCUCGAGUGAGCAAACACAUGUUGUGCAGCCACAGACAUUACUUCAGCAGGUACCUCAUGAUAUGCUGCACUCUCAACCAAUGGCACAAACCGCAGUGCCUCAAGCUGUGCAGAAGCAAGAAUCUCUCCAGCACUCUGAGUCGGAGCUGUCCAUGUGUAAGGCCAGCAUUGAGGACACCAUCAGCCACUCUGCCCUGCCCCAUCCCUCUUUAGACACCUCUCUACCACCCCUCCCUCUCACCGAGACAGCGCUGCCACCCCUCUCUUACACAUUUACCCCCUCUCCAGCCCAGCCUUCCUCAGUAGCUGAGUCAGACAGUGAAGGCCCCCCAAAAAUUGAGUUUGUGGACAACCGUAUAAAGACUUUGGAUGAGAAGCUUAGAACUUUGCUGUAUCAGGAGCACAGUGGGACAACAUUGGGAAGUGGCACCACUGGUGCCCCCAAUUCCACCUCUGCAUCUGUUGCAGCUUUCACCUCAGUGGGAGGCGACGAAUCUUCAGAGCCCCACUAUACAUUCUCCCCACCUCCUGCCACCUCUUCAGACACUUCCCCUAACUCCACUUCUUCUACCACCUCCUCCACCACCCCUCGCUCUUCCUCAACCUCUCCUGAUGGAGAGAAGGAGAGAGCAGGUGAGGAGAUGGCCCAAUCUGCUGCUGUGCAACGCCAGCCUGCCUCAUUCUCCUCUACUUCCCCACCCUGCUCUCUCCUCUGUCCCAUACAGGAGCCCGGACCUCCGCCUGUGCCUGGUGAACCCUCAGUAAGCGCUGCCCCCUCCGUUUCUGAAACCUUCACCUCUGGAGAUGUUCAGUUGCCUUCCUCUUCUCAGCAGCCCAUCCCUCCAUGGCCUGGACAGCAGCAGCACAAUGAAGGAGGUGGAUAUUUUGGCCUAAACCUGACAUGUCCUAGUAUCAGAAAUCCUGUUAGCAAGAAAUCCUGGACUCGCAAAUUCAAAAGCUGGGCAUGCAAACUGCGCCACUCCGCCAGCUUGUUCAAGAAGCCCAAAGUCCAGCAAGAUGGCAACUCCAGCAGUCAGGGGAUAAAGGAUGAGACAGAGACUACAAAUAUCCAGCCCUACUCACGCAGAGGACGUUUCCAGGUGAUUCCAGUGUCCCAUCCCCCUCAAGCACAAGAAGCUGUACCAAGCCAAGGAAUCACACACAAAAAAGUUGGCCGUUUUUCAGUCACCCAGGCCAAACAGAGAGAGGAACAUCUGACGGACAGCUCCCCAGUUUCACCUGACUUGGAGCGAGAGAGGAGGAAAUCGAAAGGGAAGGAUGGCGAGAAAGAGGAGAGGAGAACUACCCCAUCCAGCCACCCACACAGGAUUCACAUGCACUCGCCCCUCGGCAGUAGCGAUGAUGAGAGUGAGGUCGAGGAUGAAGAUUUGAGGAGAGAGCUCCAUAAGCUGAGAGAGAAACACAUUAAAGAGGUGGUAUCCCUUCAGGCAGAGCAGAACAAAGAGCUGCAGAAUUUGUACAGGCAGCUUCGCACUCUUAAAGAUCACAGACAGCCUCUUCCACCGACCCUGCCUAGGACCCCCCCUUUGCCGUCCUCUCCCUUCGCCUUCUCCCCACGCAGACCCCGACCCAGCAAAGCCAAACUCCGGCCUCGACCCCACUCUCACAUGGAUAACAACGGAGUCACGCAUGAAGGGAGUCUUCAGCAGUCCAGCAGUUAUUCUGGCGGGGAGCAAAGCAGACUCCAUUCGUACUGCAAGCCAGAGAAGACAGCUUCAGUGACUGCUUAUAGAGACCAGAGUCCCUCAUCCCAGAGUUCUGCCAACAGAAAGAGCACAUUCACUGAUGAGCUGCACAAACUUGUUGACGAGUGGUCAAAAGAAACUGUUUUCCCUGUUCAAACCAAGCCUUCACUAAAUCAAAUCAAACAGAUCCAACAAGUGCAAGAGUUGGGCGGGUGGGGCCAGACUACUGAGACCACUGCUUCAUCUGGAUGGUUUUCAGCGGCUCCUUUGAACCCUCAGAGUGCUCAAAAAUCAGUCACCUUGUCUACAAUAGCUUCUGCCCCCUAUAGCACCAUCGGUGGACAAACACAGCCACCUCCAAAGCAGUUCCCUAUCGCUCCUCCUCCCCAGCAGAAUGCACACGUGCAGCCUGCCCUCCACCAUCAGUCCUUGCAGUACAGCCAGUCUCCCCUGCACCUGCAGCAGGUCCAGCUUCUGUCAGGAGCUGUGCCCCAGUCACAAACCCAGCUGCAGCCGCCAGCCUCCGGCACGCCUCCGCAGCUGCCUUCCCUCACUGCCUCCCCCUCUGUGAUGACCACAGAAGGGCCUCCACUGCCCCCUGUUAAAAGCAUCACAGCUGCCUCUGCCUCUACCGUUACCAAUCAAGACACUGUCACCGCUGCAACCUUCUGCUCAUGCUCGUCCUCAUCAUGCUCCUCUUCCUCCUGCUCAAACUCCACUCUGCCUUCCAGUGCCAAGCUUCACGCCAAGCCCUCAACCUCCACCCUUCCCUUAGAACAGCAGUGAGAUGGGGCAAUUGAUUGUUUUGAUUGAGCAAGAAGGAGAGAUAGAAUUUAAGAGAGCAUGACCAAGACUAAACAGACCAACAGCGUGUUAGAUGGAAAACAGCUCUAAUGUAUAUCUUGUACAGGAAGGAAAAUAGUAGCAAGUGAUUGUGUGUUGGUGUGCAUGAGUUGGGGGUGUAAAAAUUACGUUGUGUGUGUUUUUGUGUGUGUGUGUUUGUGUUGCAUUUUUCCAUACAUAUCCUCUGUGUGUUUCCGCACUGUCAAGUUUUAUAUCCAACUAAGUUGGACCUAAAUUCUCCCUAUAUAGAGACAUGUUGCAAGAAGAACCUUUUGACAAGUAUGAUCAUCUUUGUUUUUAUUUAUCAAUGCUUCAAAUGAAAGGACUAUUUGAAUUCAAAAGUGCAA
Xyrauchen texanus (razorback sucker) is the source of this 9491-nucleotide messenger RNA. Its product is annotated as serine/threonine-protein kinase WNK3-like. Gene Ontology annotation, molecular function: ATP binding; potassium channel inhibitor activity; chloride channel inhibitor activity. NCBI's taxonomy places the organism in Eukaryota, Metazoa, Chordata, Actinopteri, Cypriniformes, Catostomidae. The transcript has 22 exons. Gene Ontology annotation, cellular component: cytoplasm; cytosol. Bases 118 to 9087 code for a protein of 2989 amino acids. The record is from RefSeq and is a predicted model, not a curated record. Gene Ontology annotation, biological process: positive regulation of sodium ion transmembrane transporter activity; negative regulation of sodium ion transport; intracellular signal transduction.